This is a messenger RNA of Ceratosolen solmsi marchali, 2190 nucleotides long. RefSeq names its product tetratricopeptide repeat protein 39B. Lineage: Eukaryota; Metazoa; Arthropoda; Insecta; Hymenoptera; Agaonidae. Gene Ontology annotation, molecular function: protein binding. The transcript is spliced from 11 exons. The record is from RefSeq and is a predicted model, not a curated record. Bases 229 to 2142 code for a protein of 637 amino acids.
ACACUUAGUCGAAAGAGAACCCGAGUGCAGUUGAAUCGACAUUCCGACGUGGAUGCGCACGCGCAUGCAGAGCUCCCAUCCGAGUCUUGGCUUCUGCUAGUUGUAUUCAAAGUGCCGUGUUGUUGGAAAAUCGUGAGCGUUCGGAAUUUUUCAGCUCCUAUAAGCGACUCUUAUAAACGCUCGUAUUCGUAUUUUUCGAGGUUAUAAACACCCGAUUUUAUUGAUUGUAUGUGUGCAGUAGCAUCGACAGCAGCAUUAACCAAAUCAUGUAGAAGCGAUAAAAACAUAUCCGUAAUGUCCGAUAUUGAAGAAGACGAAUUUCAAGAUGCACAGGAGGAUCUGCCGCCACCAACCACAAUGGAUUUUGAUACAGCAAUAUCAGAGGCGCAACAAGCUGUACAUUAUUUUUUAAACAAUGAUUUUGAGAAAGCAAAACAAAUACUCGAACCAUGGUCCGACAAUAGUAUGUAUCAUGCUUUGGGUACCAGCCUAUUUGCAUUCCUCGAGGCGACGCUUACAUUUGAGCAGAAAGACGUUAUAAAGGCGUCGAAAUCCUUGAAGCAAUGCAUGGCCGUAUGUACAAAACAUCGACGACACACUACCGCCAUGCAAAAUAUCGGCAAAAUGGUCAAGAAAACUAAUUAUGAUUCUUACACUAACGAGGAAGUACAUGCAGAACUCUGUUAUGCCGAGUCAUUACUUUUAAAGUCGAUGUUGAUGUUCCUCGAAGAUGAAACAUUAGUGAACUUCGUUAAAGCUGCUAUGAAAAUACGCACUUGUUUCCUAUCAUACAAAGAAUGCUCACAAAUUUUGAAUACCAGAAAAUGGCAAAAUGAAUCCAGCAGAACGCAUUUUGAAAGUGGAGUUCGAAUGGGGAUUGGCACAUUUAAUUUAUUGAUCUCAUUAUUACCUGAACGUGUCAUUAAGUUAUUAGAAUUUAUUGGAUUUUCUGGAGAUAAGACUUAUGGUCUUAACCAGUUAAAAGCUGGAUUUGAUGAGCGUAAAGGUCUUCGGCAAGUGCUUUGUGCAAUGACACUACUUUCUUUUAAUUUAAUAAUCAUGUUUGUAUUGUGCAAUAAAGAAGGUGAUUUGGACUGGUGUGAAAAAGCUUUAGACGAACAACUUACUCUUUAUCCUGAUGGGAUUUGGUUUUUAAUGCUAAAAGCCCGACUUGAGCUCACUAGAGGUAAUAUUGAAGAUAGUAUUGAAUGGUAUAAAAAAUCCUGGAAGAGUCAACAAGUCUGGCCUCACUUUCAUCAUAUUUGUUUUUGGGAACUUAUGUGGGCUCAUUGUAUUCAACAAGAAUGGAGAGAAGCUUUAGAGUAUGCAGAGAAACUAUCAAAGGAUUCUAAAUGGUCGCGCACAAUUUAUUUGUAUCAGCAAGCUGCCAUUAUGAUGAUGAUGAAAUCUUCGUUGGAUAGCGAAGAAGAAAUAAAUAUUGAUCGAUUAAUGAUGCAAGCUCCAACUUAUAAACAACGCAUUGCUGGAAAAUCAUUACCAAUGGAAAAGUUUCUAAUAAAAAAGACCGAACGUUAUUUUGCGCAAAAAAAAAAUCUUAUUCUUCCUAUUUUUGAGCUUAUGUAUAUCUACAAUUUAUUUACAAUAAUGGGUAAACGUCGAGACAAACUAAUGAAUAUUUUCAAAACCAUUGAAGAAGAAGAAACUUCCUUUAAAAGUAGGCCAAAGAAUGAGUUUCAAGCAGAAAAUAAAGCACUGAUAUUACUUCUCAAAGGGGCUUGUCUCCGUCAAAUGAAACUCUAUUUACAAGCUGAAGAUUAUUUGAUGCAAGUUUUGGAAUUGGAAAAGGAAAUAAAAGAAGAUUCUUAUUUGGUUCCUUUUGCAUCUGUUGAAUUAGCAAUGUUAGCUCGAGAUCAAGGAAAAAAUCAAGCUGCAAUAUCACUUUUGGAAGAUGUCAAGAAAAACUUUACUGGCUAUUCGCUUGAGUCAAAAUUACACUUUAGAAUACAUUCGAUUAUAAUGGAAGUUUCAAGUAAAAAACCAGAAGAGAUUAUAGAAAAAAGAUUGCAGAUGGCUUCAUUAAAUGAUACAACCAUUUUAGACAAUAUUGAUCAAGCUGGGUCUAGUUCUAUUAGAUCAGCGACAUAUAAAGUACCUAAUAAUUGUCCAUCUGUAAAAACUUAAAAUUGCACUGGCUCUUUUUUUGUAAAAUAUAUUGUAUUUAUUAUUCUA